AUGCACGUAUUUGACUGGUUCUCUGCGACGUUCGCCUUCGUCGCGCUCGCGCUCACACUCACCUCGGCGGCGGUCUUGCCGGCGGAUCACGGUCCGAGAAGUGCACGCGUAACGCGACGAGGGACUCUAUCCCGCCGGUACGUCUCUUUGACAUCUCCGUGGGGGGAAGGGGGGUCACAAUGACUUGUGCACACCACAUGCUGCAACGACCUUUCUUCGCGCUCCGACCCUUCAGCCUGAGCUGACCCUUGCACGGUUUUUUGACCCUCCUGCAGUGCCGGUUGUGUUCCUAAGCGUUGCCCCGCGGUCGCCAACGCCACAAGUAUCUGUACGGCUCGAGGCAAAUGUUCUUUCGUGUGCAAUGCCCGCUUCAAGAAUGUGAGGAACGCUUGUGUGCGCGAUGUCACGCUAUGCCCACAGUUUGCGAACGCUCGCGUGAUUGUGACCUCGGGAGCCUGCGACUUCACUUGCAACUCUGGUUACACCAAGAACGGUGGCGCCUGUGUGAAGAACUGCGACAAGUCGAAUUGCCCCGGGGUCACCAACUCGGUCUCAUUGUGCACGGCGUCAGGUGAUUGCGACUUCACUUGCAACUCUGGUUACACCAAGAACGGUGGCAGGUGCGAUCAAGUUGUGUAAGCUUCAAUACUGAGCAUCAAUGGCUCUGGCUUGGGCUGCGCGCUCGACAUCAUAGCUGACCGUCUAUUGUUCUCAUCGCGUCUGCAGUCCCGUUUGCGAUCCUCAACAAUGCCCAGCCGUUGCGGACGCUAUCACCGUCUGCACUGACAGAGCGUGUGACUUUACUUGCAACUCGGGUUUCACCAAACAGGGCGGCGCCUGUGUAUCGACCGUUUUGACCGAGUGAGUAGAUGCAGUGUUCCUAGCCGGGUGAACGGCCGGGAGCCCACUGACUGGACUGCGCACGAGCUGACAACCUUCUGCCCCAGGCGAUCGGUAUCAGUCCUACCUGCGUUGCGAGUGCAUGCCCCCAGCCAAACAACAGUAUCAGCGUCUGCACUGGCACGGCUUGCGAUUUCACUUGCAACUCGGGCUUUACUAAGCAGGGCAACGGGUGUGUCGUGACCCCGUGAGUAGUAGACGGAGGACCGAGACCCGGGAGGUCAGUAGGCAUAGGAGCUGACGGAGGAGCGGUUGUGUCUCGCUCAUGUAGUCCGUGCGUUACGGUCAAUUGCCCCGGAACGGCGAAUGGAGGCGCGAUCUGCACUGCCAAUGGAGCAUGUGACUUCGAAUGCAACUCGGGCUACACCAAGCAGGGCAACGGGUGUGUCGUGACCCCGUGAGUAAUCGACGGAGGAGCGAAACGUAGGCCGACGGCACAGAAGCUCACAGACUCCCGCAUCUCAACGCCGAUCCGCGAAAUAGUCCAGCCACCUGCCUCGCGAGUGCUUGCCCCCAGCCAGACAACGGCGUCGGAAUCUGCACUGCCGACUCUUGCGACUUCACGUGCAACUCGGUUUACUUCGAGCAGAGCGGCGCCUGUGUGUGUGAGUGAUGAGGCACGCCCGGGGGGAGAAGGAAGCGUGCCACCGUGAGCAGACUAGUACGCCCGAGCUGAUGCCUUGUCACCCAUCCGGAUAGACCCCUUUGCAACGUGAACAACUGCCCUGGCACGGUCAACGGUUUUGGGUUCUGCUCUGUCAACACGUGCGUCAUCGGCUGCAAAUCUGGUUAUGCCAGGCAGGGUAACGUUUGCGUCUCUACCGCCUGA
Messenger RNA from Microbotryum saponariae, 1729 nucleotides. Lineage: Eukaryota; Fungi; Basidiomycota; Microbotryomycetes; Microbotryales; Microbotryaceae. The record is from the annotation of a GenBank genome assembly.